Mytilinidion resinicola is the source of this 3030-nucleotide messenger RNA. RefSeq lists its product as uncharacterized. The record is from RefSeq and is a predicted model, not a curated record. The coding region runs from base 72 to 2675 and encodes 867 amino acids. Gene Ontology annotation, molecular function: MAP kinase scaffold activity. Gene Ontology annotation, cellular component: cell cortex of growing cell tip; actomyosin contractile ring. The transcript has 5 exons. NCBI's taxonomy places the organism in Eukaryota, Fungi, Ascomycota, Dothideomycetes, Mytilinidiales, Mytilinidiaceae.
GCAACGGCAAUCCAUCACCCCCCAGCUCUGUUGGCCGAUCCAGCGACGGCACCGGACUCUACGCGUCAAGCAUGACUGAUGCGAGCAUCAACAGCCGCAAGGCGCUUAUACUGGAGGAGACGCUGUCGCAGCACUUCGCAGUGUUGAAGGUGUAUCUGGGUCCAUACCUGCGGGAUGAGAAGGGAAACCUGCGGCCGAGCCGAGCAAAGGACAAGCUCACGCGACUAUCACAAGUCCAGUUCCAGGAGCUGAGCACCGAUGUCUACGACGAAUCGCUUCGACGAGAACAGGAGCGCAAGAAGGGCGGCCCCAAUGCGCCGGGAAACGAUACACCCAAGUUUUUGCUGCCGAAGAAUAAUUUCCACCCCAAGCGGAAUCAAGCCCGCCAGAAGCUCUCCACCCUACCCCUUGAGCGCUUCCGACAACUCGCUACCGACGUCUACUACGAAUUGGACCGACGAUUCCCCCGCUUUAGUGGAGGAGAUAUUGAGCGGAUCGGCAGUCCGGCUGGGAGUGUUGCCAGCAGAGGCAGCGGUCGUGGUCCACCGAGUCGCGGCGGCACACCCAACAGUAUGAACGGCGCACCACCCCCCGGAUUCCGUAGACCGCCACCACCCCAAGGCGGCAUGCCGUAUCGCAAUGGCCCGCCAGGUCCUCCUCCUCCAGGUGGUCUGCGGCCAGGCUCUCAGGCCAGCCAAGGCGGUGACUUUGGUCGGCCACUCCCCAAAACCUUCCAGAGCAACACGAUAGUCCCGAACAAGAGUACCAUGGUCGAAGACGAUGAUGAUGGCAGUGGUAUGGAUGACGAUGAUGACGAUCAGGAAGAUGCAUUCAACCUCGAAGGGGCGACGACCCGGCAGAGCAGGCGGCAAACCAACAAGAGCUUGAAGAGCGUGAAGAGCAUGAUUGGGCCUGGGCAAGAAAAGCUCUUGACGGACCUUCAAUCGCAGGUUUCACAGCUGCAGGGCAAAGUCGACACCCUUGAGGGUGAUCUAAAGACCAAAGAAGAAGAGGUUGAGAAGUUGACCUCUUCAGUGAGGGACCGGGAGAACGCUUCAUCAUCACAACAAGCUGAGUGGGAUGAAUUGCGGUCCUCCUUAGAAAGCAAAGUCAAUGACGCCGAGAACCUCAACUCCUCCCUCCGCUCCGAGAUCGACAAAUUGCGCAACGACAACUCCUCAAAGGAACGCGAAUUCGACGCGCAUAUCAAUGAGCUUCAGAUGGAGGUGCACAAUCUAGAAGACCAACUGCAAAACCAGAGCUCGAAUGGUCAAGGCGAAGAGUGGCGCCAUCGGUACGAGGAUCUCGAACGGGAGCUUACCAGCCAACAACAAGUCACGGAAGAAGUACGGCAACAGGCCUCGCAAUUUUUGCAAGAGAUGAAGGAGCUGUCGAGACGUAACGACCAGACACUAGAAAAGGAGGAACGCCUUCAAGGCCAAGUAUCUAGUCUCGAAAGCGAGCUCAGAGAUUGGAAGUCUCGCUAUGCGGUUGCUAAGACCAAGCUCCGGACUCUCCGCGCUUCGUCCGUCGGCUUGGGCAUGGCCAUGCACUCCCCAGAGUUAAAUGGCUUUUUGAAAGAUAGAAGCUUCGCCUCACCCGAUGGACUCGUGAAGGACAUUCAUGUCACCAAGUUCCAGCUCAGCAUCGACGAAUACCUGCAGGUGGCUAGGAGGGAGCAUCCGCAAGCUCUACUGGACUCGAUGAAGAAUGUGUUUGUUUGCGUCAAGAACAUCACUUCGGACAUUGGCGCCAGCAGUCCUGCAUCAUCGCCUGCAUCCAGGAAUGGGAGUGUCUACACCGAUAGCGGGAGUGCCAGUCCAGACAAGCAGCAGUCAAAAUUGAAGGCACAGGUUAGUGCAACGACGAAUAACCUCAUUACUGCCAGCAAGAAUCAUGCCUCGUCCGCCGGCAUGUCCCCAAUCAGUGUCGUAGAUGCUGCCGCAAGCCAUCUCAGCACAGCCGUGGUAGAACUCGUCAAAUUCGUCAAGAUCAGGCCUACGCCUCCAGAGGAGCUUCAGGAAGAGGAGGAAGCCGACAGGCCAAUGCCCCUCAACUCGCAUGGUGCUGGCGGCAGCCCCUACGGACUCGGAGUUUCUGGUCUGGGAUCUGGUCAUAUGAGACAUCGUAGCCGCGGCGGAAGCACAGACUCGGCUAGCUAUCGAACCAGUCUCAACUCGCCCCGCCACCCACAUAGCAGCUGGGCGAGCCGGAAGAGCCUGAGCGGUAUUAUCCCAGAGGUAGACAGUGGCAUGUCUGAUUUGAGGACCUAUCUCGACGACCAAACCGCUCUCCUAGUCCAGAGCAUUCAGCCACUCGUCCACGCCAUCCGCUCCCUUCCCCCUUCAGCCGUCAUCCCAGAGCAGGAUUCUCUUCAGUUGUCGAACUACAUUUCCGACAUCGGCCAAGCAGUGCAAGACACCGCGCUCAAGGUGCAGGAAUCAGUGGCGGCGCUCAAGGACCCGGCGCUCAAGAAGCAUGCACUCCCUGUGGUGGAGACGCUGCAGGACUGCAGGACUGGCAUCAUGAAUGUGGAUGUGCGGACAGAGGGCAGGAAGGAGGUCCCGCCCCUAGCGUUCCGCACUGCCAAGGCUAUGAAGGAACUCAUGCUCCGCGUCGAGCGCAUCGAGAAUGGCGACUUGAAAGUCGAGAUGCCCGUCGUCACCGACUACUGAUCCUUUCCUCCUCUGAAUGUUUCUUCGCUUCCCAUCAGCAUACGCCUGAUUAAAUACGCUUUCCUCUUCCCGCUACAACGUGAGGCCAUGGACCUCAUAUCCCUUUCUUCAGGGCGGAGGGCGGGCUAUCCUCCCUUCUUUCCCCUAAACUUUCUCUUUUCUAGUUGCUCACGGAACACGGACACGACCUCCUCAUGCUCUCUCUCUCCGUCGGCGGUUCUGGUUUUUUUGCAACAUUGCGAUGGAGCUAAGGGUCGAAUUUCUUUUCAUUGGGUGCGAGUGGGGCUUUUUUUGAAAAAGCACUGAUGACGUUGGAAUGGCUGAGGCUUGUGUUUAAUUUCUGAACCUAGGAGGG